Molecule: messenger RNA, 4821 nt
Organism: Eleginops maclovinus (Patagonian blennie)
Lineage: Eukaryota; Metazoa; Chordata; Actinopteri; Perciformes; Eleginopidae
Gene: cab39l1
Product: calcium binding protein 39, like 1
Exons: 9
Coding region: 375-1406 (343 amino acids)
Biological process (GO): intracellular signal transduction
Molecular function (GO): protein serine/threonine kinase activator activity
Source: RefSeq, a predicted model, not a curated record
UGUCCCCGGGAUGAGGAGAGGACGAGAGUUUGAGCAGUAGAGAACAGGGAAAUGAAGUUGUCAGACAGGCCAGCCCAGCAACUCUCGCUCCACAACUAGGCAGCUAGCAAGUUAGGUGACAGGCGGUCACGAGUGGAGAUUUAUAUGAAAUCAAAUAGCUAUGAAGGUCGUUGGUUUGAGCAACUUGUAGCUACAAUUGUUACGUAUUAGAGAGCUACACCCGGAGAUCUCAGAUAACGUUCAAAGUAGCGUUACAGUGGACAAAAGUGGGGACAACUUGCUAGCCUGCUAGCUAACCUUUAGCCUCCGAGCCUCCUUCAGCUUCAACACCACAGUUCACUCGAGUUUUGGGCUUGUAAAACCAGCUUUCAGUCAUGCCUUUUCCUUUUGGGAAAUCUCAGAAGAGUCCUGCUGAUAUAGUGAGGAGUUUGAAGGAGAAUGUGGCAUACAUGGAGAAGAUGGAUGCUGGGGACAGCAAAAAGUGUGAAAAGGUUGCAGAGGAAGUGUCAAAAAACCUGGCUUCACUGAAGGAGGUACUGAGUGGAACAGGUGACAAGGAGCCUCAAACUGAAGCGGUUGCCCAGCUUGCACAGGAGCUGUACAACACCAACCUCCUCAUUGCCCUCAUUGCAAACCUGCAGAGGAUUGAUUUUGAGGGGAAGAAGGAUGUGGUUCAUUUGUUCAGCAAUAUUGUGAGACGUCAGAUUGGCACCCGUACACCCACGGUAGAAUACAUCUCUACUCAACAACAGAUCCUCUUCAUGCUUCUGAAAGGAUAUGAGAGUGCAGAAGUGGCUCUGAACUGUGGGAUGAUGCUGAGAGAGUGCCUGCGUCACGAGCCUCUGGCACGGACGGUGCUCUUCUCUGAAGACUUCUACUGCUUCUUCCGUUACGUAGAGCUCUCGACCUUUGACAUUGCCUCAGACGCUUUUGCCUCAUUUAAGGAUCUCCUCACAAGGCACAAGAUUAUGUGUGCGGAUUUCCUUGAGAACAAGUAUGACAGGGUGUUUACAGAAUACGAGAAACUCCUGCACUCUGAGAACUACGUCACCAAACGACAGUCUUUGAAGCUCCUUGGGGAACUUCUUCUGGACAGGCACAACUUCACUGUGAUGACGAAGUACAUCAGUCGGGCGGAGAACCUGAAGCUGAUGAUGAACUUGCUCCGAGACAACAGCCGAAACAUCCAGUUUGAGGCGUUCCACGUGUUCAAGGUAUUUGUUGCAAACCCCAACAAGACUCAGCCCGUGCUGGACAUCCUGCUGAAGAACCAGACCAAACUCGUGGAGUUCCUGAGUCACUUCCAGAUCGACCGGUCAGAGGACGAGCAGUUCUGCGACGAGAAGAACUAUCUGAUUAAGCAGAUCCGGGACCUGAAGAGGCCCGCGGCACCAGAGGAAGCUUAAAGUGCCCCGGAAACAAGCGCUCCUUCAGGUGGUAGAGGUUUUGGGUGGUGGUGGCUGGAGCUGCAGAGAGAGAGAGAGAGAGAGAGAGUCUAAAAAGAAAUGCUUCAUUAAAAUCUUAUUAACUACAAAAUAUAGGAAAAAAAGUACUUCCUUCACUUUCUUUUUUUAUUUUUAUUUUAGUUUGGAUGUGAAGGUGAUUUCCAUCCAGCAACCUGAGUGGGCCAAUAACUGUUAUUUAAACCAUAGUGCUUCUUCUUCUUCUUCUGUAGUGAUAAUGAAAAGUCCGUUCUUGUAAUGUUGGACCUUUAAACUGUUACCCUUCCCACCAUACACCGAUGCUGGCAGCGAGCGUAGAAUGACAGAAACGUCGCCCCCAUUCACAGCCAACGUGUGAUCUUUAAAGUCUUUCCCAGAAAUCAUGUCUAUAUUUUAGAGAUGGAGAAGUAAAUAUAUUAUUUUUCUAAUGUAACUUCAAGGUAAACGGCUUAAAACACACUCUCUCUGAACAUUUAGUCCUGCAUAGGUUUGGUUUAUUGCCUUAUUGUAAGCUGUUGUGUCGUACAGGGACUUUAUUGAUUUUCUUAGAUUGGCAGAGCGACACGUGGAUCAUCGUGGCCGGGUCAGCACAUAGCCAUGUUUUUGGUGAUUCAUAGUUAAUAGGCCUUUUGGUUGCGUGUGUAAGGUCAGAGAUGCUCCUGCAGUGCCGUGCUUGCCGAUGCAUUAGCUGGCACAGGAAGAGGAUUUCAAAACCAUAGAGGAAUCAAUUAAUAAUGCUGCAAUUCUGUUAUGUUUUUUAGGCUGCGCACAGCGAGGCUUACAUGACUGAAAUAGAAGCAUCAGAUAAUGCUGCAGGGUAGCAGCCACCCAUUCAAUGCUAAAACGGACAGCCAGGAUACAGCGAUUGAUCUCAGUGAAGCCUCUCGUACACAAGCACAGAUAGAAAGCAUCAUUUAAAAACAAUGAUUUAACUCCAUUUGAAACUACUUGACAGUUCUCAUUUAAACACUGCUUAACGUAACAUAUAAUGCAGUUUACAAGGAGGUGCUGCCCAUGAAGAUGCAUCAUGAGUAUGUUACACUGUAAGUCUAUCAUCAUGAAGACAUUCCUUUCUUUUUUUUCAUUUGAUGCAUAUUGAACAUCUGUUGCACAGGAUUUGAGAAUAUUAAAUAAUAGACUUUUAAUUUGACUGGAAUAUUUUGCCAAAACAAACAUCAUUACAUGUAAACUCAUCUGUACAUUAGUAACGCCAAACCUAAAGAAUACCAAAAGGAAAGGGGCUGGCAGAGGCGAACACCAAACUACUUCAUGUUUUUCUCUUUAUUUUAAAACUGAUUAUAAUAAUCGUUUUUUAUAGAUUGAAACGGUAACUUUUAAUGGCGUAUUUUUGUAGGCCAGACCCGGAACUGAGACUAGCAAGGGCUCCCUCGAAAAAAAGCAAUUGGAUUUCCCCAUAAGAUUACGGUAGAUGGCAUAACAUAAGCUUUGUGCCUAACACACAUUUAAGAUACUUACAUGUUAAAUUCAGCUGGACGAUCUCCAAAUAUAAACAGCACUUUGUGAAUUUGAAGCGUAACUGCAAUCGGCAGGAAGAAAAAAUACCGUAAUGCUUUAAAUGAUGGCGUUAAGUAGAGUAAUUUAGCCACUUGUUAGCAACCGUCUACACAUAGAAGCUCGGGACAUUCACAAGUAGAAUAAUGACUAAUGUAUUUUAUUGAUGUUUACAACAAAACGAGCAAAUCCCUCGUGUUAAUUACUUAUUUUAGACCAAACGUGGUAAAAGAGCAGUGGUAAAUUGCUACGUGUUCUCCGGGUUUUAGGACUCAUUACUGCACCCCGAUAUAGGACACACUGUAACAUGCCCAUGAUGCAUCGGAAGGCGCGCGUCCUAUCAGAUGUCAAUACAUUGCCAGAAUAACCACAUGCACUUUUUUUAAGAGAGAGACUGACUUUCUUGAGUUCCUCGCGUGCAUCACUGAUUAGUUGUAUUUCUUUAAAGAAAAGUUGAAAUGAUUGCCUUACUUCCCCCAUUGUCACUAAAAUGACACAUUGGGGAUUUCAAGAAAUAUGUUGUCUGUGCGCACAGUCUCCUAGUAUAUACCUCAUGGGAUUUGAGUUUGCAAAUGCUGUGUUCUCUUUCCUUUUCCUUCCUUAGACAAGAUAUUUUAUUUGACAGUUUCAAAUACACAACAGUGGUUUGUAUGCAUGCCUAAACUUGAUGUAUAUGUUCAAACUUGAACGGGACCUGGUUUUCACAAUGGAAAGCUAGAUUUUUUGAAACUUAAAUAUUUCAUUGGGUGGCGCCACACACACGUUAAUUCAUAAUGAAUUGCAGUGUGGUGCCUUGUAAUGAACAUUGCCUUAUUUAAAGACAUUUAAUGGAUCGUAAUGUAAAAUCAAUUCCAGACCUUUUUAAAACCAAAGUCAAAAUGUACAUUUCAACUUCCAAAAUGCACUAGUUAAUUUCUCCACGUCUAGUGUAGCUUUAUCAUUCGCUCAAUGUGAUCUCAUGAGUGUGGACAUAUGUUUUAAUAGACUACGCUCAGUUGUGGUUAAUUAACUUCUUUUUUUUUUUUAAAUCACUAUUUGGUACACUGCACCAAAUAGUCACAAGGUCAGCAUUAACGGAUCCAUUUGAAAUUUGGGAACUCUGCUGUGAAUGUGGUACAUUAUGCACAAAUAGACUGAAGUCCUGCACACAGGGCACUGUCAUGUCACCAGUUUAUGAAAGAAAGUUUGUCUGAAAGUCUGUUUUCUUUAAAAUACCCUUACGGUGAUCAACUUUUCAACUCCUCUGUGAUUACUAAUGUGAAACAACAUUUGUCAAAAAUGAUACUAAUGAAUCAGACUUAACCUGCAUGCACAAGAGUCGUUAUUUAUAUCUUAUUGAGCACAAACACACUUACAGCUUGCUGGCAAAGUGUUGCGUAACUGGCUGUUAUAAUAUCCAAGAUUAUUUGACUUUUGUGUGAGAAAAAAACUGAACAAUGAGAAGAAUAUUUUUAAAUUUGGUCAUACAAGCUUUCUUAGUGUCAUGACGUGCGCUUUGGAGAGGACGUGCUGUACACAGUCCUCCCAUCAAGGGGCGCUGUUGGCAACAUUUGGUUCUACUAAAACAAAGCAUUUCAUGUUUCUCUAACCCUACCUCUAAUAUGAGUUUAUAAAUCACUGGCAAUAUUAUGUAGACGUCAAAACAAAUUCCUUAUGAUCAAUACUAUAUAUUUCAUGAUUUAGGGGUUUUCUGUUUUAAAUAUUUGUUGUGCUUUACUUUCUUUUCUUUUUUUUUUACUCUUGUUGCCUUCUCUUUUCCCCUCCUUCUCUUUCCUUUAUUUACCAUGGGAGCGAAUUAUGUGUACAUAACUUUAUAAAGGAUAAAAGUGUGAAAGCAUUCAUGAAAAUAAAACUUUAUGGCAAUUUA